Messenger RNA from Gorilla gorilla gorilla (western lowland gorilla), 1911 nucleotides. RefSeq names its product putative zinc finger protein 812. Lineage: Eukaryota; Metazoa; Chordata; Mammalia; Primates; Hominidae. The record is from RefSeq and is a predicted model, not a curated record.
AUGUACACUCCUUUUGAUCCAGAUAGCCCUGAAAAUCAGCGCAUGAUUAACAUGGCCUUAGUUAGUCAAAGCGCAGAAGAUACCAGGAGAAAAUUGCAGAAACAGGCUGGGUUUGUGGGUAUGAAUACCUCACAGUUACUGGAAAUAAUCAAUCAAGUGUUUGUGAACAGAGAUGCAACAAGCUGCAGAGAAAGCCCCAGGGACCAAGAACUACCGGCCAGCACAGGACUUGCGCUUGGUCAACCAAGCUACAGUGACUCUGCACCAACAGUUCCUAACCCUUACACAUUGUUAGAGCUGCUGCCAGCUGAGGACAGCUGGUUUACCUGUCUGGACUUAAAAGACACCUUCUUUAGCAUCAGACUAGCUCCUGAGAGCCAGAAGCUGUUUGUCUUUCAAUGGGAAGAUCUGGGGUCAGGUGUCACUACUCAGUACACAUGGACCUGGCUUCCCCAAGGGUUCAAGAACUCCCCUACUAUCUUCAGGGAGGCCCUGGCUCGAGACCUGCAAAAGCUUCCUGCUGAAGACCUAGGCCGCGUCUUGCUCCUGUACGUGGACGACGUUCUGCUGGGACAAUCCACAGCAGUCGGGUGCACAAAAGGGACGGAUGUCCUGCUUUGGCACCUGGAAGACUGUGGAUAUAAGGUGUCCAAGAAGAAAGCUAAGAUCUGCAGACAGCACGUACGCUACCUGGGAUUCACUAUUCGGAAAGGGGAGCACACCCUGGGGUCAGAAAGAAAGCAGGUCAUCUGCAACCUACCAGAACUUAAAACCAGAAGGCAAACAAGAAGCUACAGUUGAUGGAAACUCUGUAAGAGUUGUGAAGAGGUCUUCAGGGAGCUGUUUUUCCUUAAGACACACAUGAGAGCUCAGAAUGGAGGGAACACUUUUGAGGGUAAUUGUUAUGGAAAAGACAUCCUUAGUGUGCACAAGGAAGCCUCUAUUGGACAGGAACUUUCUAAAUUUAAUCUAUGUGAAAAAGUCUUCACCCUAACUCCAGGGCUUGCUGAACAUCUUGAAGUUCUCAAUGCAAGACAACCGUACAAAUGUAAGAAAUGUGGAAAAGGCUUUAAGUGUUUUGCAAGCCUUGAUAAUCACAUGGGAAUUCAUGCUGGUAAGAAACUUGAAUUUCAGGAAUGUGGGAGAACCAUCACACCCUCCUCACACCUAAAGCAGUGUGUAACAGUUCAUACUGGAAAGAAAUUCAAAAAGACUAAGAAAUAUGGGAAAUCCUUCACUAAUUUUUCUCAACUUUAUGCACAUGUGAAAACUCAUAAAGAGGAGAGUCCCUUUGAUUGUAAAGAAUGUGGAAUUUCCUUUAGAAAUUCCUCAUAUGUUAAUGAUCACAUUCAAACUCCAACUGGAGUAAAACCACACAAAUAUACAGACUGUGGGAAAGCCUUCACUAGAUCAACUCAACUUACUGAACAUGUAAGAACUCACACUGGGGUAAAACCCUAUGAAUGUAAGGAAUGUGGGAAAGCCUUCACUCAGUACACGGGCCUUGCUAUACACUUACGAAGUCACAGUGGAGAGAAACCCUAUCAGUGUAACAAAUGUGGAAAAGCCUUCACUAGAUCCUCAGGCCUUACUCAACAUACAAUAAUUCAGAUGGGAGAGAAGCCUUAUGAAUAUGUUGAAUGUGGGAAAACCUUCAUUACUUCUUCCCAUCGUACUUAACAUUUGAAAACUCAUAGUGGAGAAAAACCCUUUGUAUGCAAGAUAUGUGGGAAAGCAUUUAUAUAUUCCUCAUCCCUUAAUAUUCACCUGCAAACUCAUACUGGAGAGAAACCCUUCAUAUGUAAAGAAUAUGGGAAAGCAUUUAUUGUUUCCUCACACCUAGGUAGACAUAAAAGAAUUCACACUGGGGAGAAACCCUAUGAAAAUAAGGGUAUGAGUGUUACCAUUUAG